Nycticebus coucang (slow loris) is the source of this 8549-nucleotide messenger RNA. It is a transcript of the gene SETD1B, whose product is annotated as SET domain containing 1B, histone lysine methyltransferase. The transcript has 17 exons. Gene Ontology annotation, cellular component: Set1C/COMPASS complex. The coding region runs from base 242 to 6139 and encodes 1965 amino acids. The record is from RefSeq and is a predicted model, not a curated record. NCBI's taxonomy places the organism in Eukaryota, Metazoa, Chordata, Mammalia, Primates, Lorisidae. Gene Ontology annotation, molecular function: protein binding; histone H3K4 methyltransferase activity; RNA binding.
UGCGGCUACUGGGAGCCGAGCCUCCGCCGCCAGCCGCCUCCCGGGCAGCAGCAGCAGCAGCAGCAGCAGCGGCGGCGGCAGCGGCAGCGGCAGCAGCUCCGGGCCCGGCAGCCGCGGCGGCGGCGUCCCCCCCUCCCGGCCCCCAGACCGGCCGCCCCGGCCUCGGCUCCCGCGGGGGACACCAUGUACUGGCUGGCGGCGCAGGGAGGCCGGCGCCCGGCGGGGAUGUUGGGUUAACGGCAUGGAGAACAGUCACCCCCCCCACCACCACCACCAGCAGCCCCCGCCGCAGCCCGGCCCUUCGGGCGAGAGGAGGAACCACCACUGGAGAAGUUACAAGUUGAUGAUUGACCCGGCUCUGAAAAAGGGGCAUCAUAAACUAUACCGCUACGAUGGGCAGCAUUUCAGUCUGGCGAUGUCCAGCAACCGCCCGGUGGAAAUUGUUGAAGAUCCCCGGGUCGUCGGGAUCUGGACCAAAAACAAGGAGCUGGAGCUGUCGGUGCCCAAAUUCAAAAUCGAUGAGUUCUACGUGGGCCCGGUGCCUCCGAAGCAGGUGACAUUUGCCAAGCUGAAUGAUAACAUCCGCGAAAACUUCCUGAGGGACAUGUGCAAGAAGUAUGGGGAGGUGGAGGAGGUGGAGAUUUUGUACAACCCUAAGACCAAGAAGCACCUGGGCAUUGCCAAGGUGGUCUUUGCCACGGUCAGGGGAGCGAAGGAGGCUGUUCAGCACUUGCAUAGCACUUCGGUGAUGGGCAACAUUAUCCACGUGGAGCUGGACACCAAAGGGGAAACCCGUAUGCGGUUCUAUGAACUGUUGGUCACAGGCCGAUACACCCCCCAGACCCUUCCAGUGGGUGAGCUGGAUGCCAUCUCUCCAAUUGUGAACGAGACUCUGCAGCUAUCAGAUGCCCUGAAACGCCUCAAGGAUGGUGGUCUGUCUGCAGGCUGCGGCUCUGGCUCCUCCUCUGUCACACCCAAUAGUGGUGGGACACCCUUCUCCCAGGACACUGCUUACUCCAGCUGCCGUCUGGACACACCCAACUCCUAUGGACAGGGCACCCCGCUCACACCACGCCUCGGCACCCCCUUCUCGCAGGACUCUAGCUAUUCCAGCCGCCAGCCCACACCCUCCUACCUCUUCAGCCAGGACCCCACAGCAACUUUCAAGACCCGACGGCAUGAAAGCAAGUUCACGGAUGCCUACAACCGUCGCCAUGAACAUCAUUAUGUCCACAAUUCUCCAGCAGUCACUGCAGUGGCUGGGGCCACGGCUGCCUUCCGGGGCUCCACAGACCUCCCCUUUGGGGCAGUCAGCAGCAGUGGGGGCAGCAGUGGCCCUCCCUUCAAGGCACAACCACAGGAUCCGGCCACAUUUGCCCACACUCCACCACCUGUGCAAGCUACCCCCACUCCUGGGUUCAAAUCGGCUUUCUCUCCGUAUCAGACCCCAGCGCCCCCCUUUGCCCUGCCUCCCGAGGAGCCCACUGCCACAGCCACCUUUGGGACCCGUGACAGUGGGGACUUCCGGAGGGCACCUGCGCCCCCACCCCUGCCACCUACUGAGCCUCUGGCCAAGGAGAAGCCAGGCACACCACCUGGCCCACCACCCCCUGACACCAACAGCAUGGAGCUGGGUGGCCGGCCGACCUUUGGCUGGAGUCCUGAACCCUGUGACAGCCCAGGCACACCCACACUGGAGUCACCUGCAGGGCCAGAGAAGCCCCAUGACAGCCUAGACUCUCGCAUUGAGAUGCUGCUGAAGGAACAGCGCACCAAGCUGCCCUUCCUGCGAGAGCAGGACUCGGACACUGAGCUGCAGAUGGAGGGCAGCCCCAUCUCCUCCUCCUCCUCCCAGCUUUCCCCACUGGCCCCCUUCGGCACCAACUCCCAGCUGGGUUUCAGAGGCCCCUCACCCCCAUCCUCGCGCCCCUCCAGCACUGGCCUGGAGGACAUCAGCCCUACACCACUGCCUGACUCCGAUGAGGAUGAUGAGCUUGACCUGGGCCUUGGGCCUCGGCCUCCACCUGAGCCAGGCCCUCCGGAUCCUACCGGUUUUCUGGGCCAGACAGCUGAAGUGGCCUUGGACCUAGCCGGAGACAGGACCCCAAUCUCAGAGAAGAUGGAUGAGGGCCAUCAGUCCUCGGGUGAGGACAUGGAGAUCUCUGAUGAUGAGAUGCCCUCAGCCCCCAUCACCAGCGCUGACUGCCCCAAGCCCAUGGUGGUGACCCCAGGCGCGGCAGCCCCUUCUGUGCUGGCCCCAACCCUGCCGCUGCCCCCACCACCUGGCUUCCCACCGCUACCCCCACCACCACCACCACCACCACCACCACAGCCUGGAUUCCCCAUGCCCCCACCACUGCCCCCACCACCACCCCCACCACCUCCAGCCCACCCCACUGUGACAGUGCCCCCACCACCCCUGCCAGGACCACCAGGUGUCCCGCCCCCACCCAUCCUACCACCGUUACCUCCCUUCCCACCAGGGCUAUUUCCCGUGAUGCAGGUAGACAUGAGCCACGUGCUGGGGGGCCAGUGGGGUGGCAUGCCCAUGUCCUUCCAGAUGCAAACACAGAUGCUGAGCCGUCUGAUGACAGGCCAGGGCGCUUGCCCUUACCCACCCUUCAUGGCUGCUGCUGCAGCUGCGGCCUCAGCAGGGCUUCAGUUUGUUAACCUGCCACCCUACCGGGGUCCCUUCUCCCUGAAUAAUACUGGUCCAGGCCGUGGGCAGCACUGGCCACCCCUGCCCAAGUUUGACCCAUCAGUACCACCACCAGGCUACGUGCCCCGUCAGGAGGACCCACACAAGGCCACAGUGGAUGGUGUCCUGCUGGUGGUACUCAAAGAGCUCAAGGCCAUCAUGAAACGUGACCUGAACCGCAAGAUGGUAGAAGUAGUGGCCUUCCGGGCCUUUGACGAGUGGUGGGACAAGAAGGAGCGGAUGGCCAAGGCUUCGCUGACUCCUGUGAAGUCAGGCGAGCACAAGGAUGAGGACAGGCCGAAGCCCAAGGACCGAAUUGCCUCGUGCCUGUUGGAAUCAUGGGGCAAGGGUGAGGGCCUGGGCUAUGAGGGCCUGGGCCUGGGCAUUGGGCUGCGUGGGGCCAUUCGCCUGCCCUCCUUCAAGGUCAAGAGGAAAGAACCACCUGACACAGCCUCGUCCGGUGACCAGAAGCGGCUGAGGCCUUCAACCUCCGUGGAUGAGGAAGAUGAAGAGUCAGAGCGGGACCGGGAUGUGGCUGAUGCCCCCUGCGAGCUGGCCAAACGGGACCCCAAAGGUGUGGGAGUGCGGCGGCGCCCAGCGCGGCCCCUGGAGCUGGACAGUGGUGGGGAGGAGGACGAAAAAGAAUCCUUGUCAGUAUCCUCGUCCUCAUCAGCGUCUUCCUCAUCGGGGUCCUCUACCACCUCACCCUCAUCCUCGGCCUCUGACAAGGAGGAGGAGCGGGAAAGCACAGAGGAGGAAGAGGAGGAGGAAGCUGAAGAGGAAGAGGAAGAAGAAGGUCCCCGGAGCCAAAUCUCCUCCUCCUCAACCUCAUCCACAUCAGAUAAGGAUGAAGAUGAUGAGUACAGUGAUAACCGGGAUGAGUCUGAGAAUGAUGAUGAAGACACAGCCCUGUCAGAGGCGAGUGAAAAGGAAGAUGGGGACUCAGAUGGAGAGACUGUGAGCAUUGCGACCUGCAAGGCUGAAGCUGCAUCCUCCAGCGAGAGUUCUGAGUCUUCCGAGUUUGAGUCAAGCUCUGAGUCCUCCUCUUCGUCCUCAGAGGAUGAAGAGGAGGUGGUGGAGAGGGAGGAAGAAGAGGAAGAGGAGGAAGAGGAGGAGGCUAUGGCGAUGGCUAAUGAGAAUGCAGCUCCUGCAGCCCCUGAGGACUUUGAGGAGGACAGGGAGGAAGCAUCUCUGGCCCCAGUGGUACCUCCCAGGAUGGACUUGCUGAGCAUGGACCAGGAGGUGGACAUUGAGUCUGAGGCCCCCAAGGAGCUGACCCCCACGCUGGAGGAGCACCCCUUGCCUGUGGAUGUUGAAGAGCCUGCAGGCUGCAAGGAGUCCCCUGAGGAGCUGGGCCUGAACCAGGAAGGGGCUGUGGUGCUGUCUCCAGAGCCCCCUGCCAGGGAGGUGGAGGCCCGGCCCCCAUCACCCCCUGAGCAAGCUCCAGAGGAUGACCUGGAACCAGAGCCUGAGCCCCCUACAAUGCUCUCUUUGCCGCCGCAGCCACCAUUGCCACCCCACCGGCCUCCCCGGCCACCUAGCCCACCACCAGAGCCUGAGAUCAUAGAGCCCCCUCACACAUCCGUCCCUCUAGAGCCUCCUGCUGAGGACCAGCCCCCACGUACUCCAGGCCUCUGUGGCAGCUUGGCCAAGUCCCAGAGCACAGAGACUGUGCCGGCCACGCCAGGUGGGGAGCCCCCACUAUCGGGGGGCAGCAGUGGCCUGUCACUGAGCUCCCCACAGGUGCCUGGCAGCCCCUUCUCCUACCCUGCCCAGUCCCCUGGCUUCAGCAGCGGGGGCCUCCCACGGACACCUGGCCGGGACUUCAGCUUCACACCCACCUUCCCUGAGUCCGGCGGGCCCCUGCUGCUACCUGUCUGUCCUCUCCAGGCUGGCCGGCGUGAUGAGCGCACGGGGCCCCUGGCCUCCCCAGUGAUCCUGGAAACGGGCCUGCCUCUCCCUCUCCCUCUGCCUCUGCCCCUGCCCCUGGCAUUACCUGUACCCGUCCUUCGGGCUCAGACUCGGGCCCCUACCCAGCUGCCACCCCUGCUGCCUGCUACCCUGGCCCCUUGCCCGCCCACCAUGAAGAGGAAGCCGGGCAGGCCCCGGCGUUCCCCGCCAUCUGUGCUCUCCUUGGACGGGCCCUUGGUCCGGCCACCAGCAGGAACUACCCUUGGAAGGGACCUCCUGCUCCUGCCAAGCCAGCCACAGGCCCCCGUCUUCCCCAGUACCCAUGAUCCACGGACGGUGACCUUGGACUUCCGGAACGCAGGAAUUCCAGCGCCCCCACCACCGCUACCCCCCCAGCCUCCUCCACCCCCACCUCCACCACCUGUGGAACCUGCCAAACUGCCCUUCAAGGAGCUAGACAACCAGUGGCCCUCUGAGGCCAUCCCACCAGGCCCCCGUGGGCGUGAGGAGAUCACGGAAGAGUACAUGGAGCUGGCCAAGGUGCGGGGGCCCUGGCGCCGGCCACCUAAAAAGCGCCAUGAGGAUUUGGUAGCAGCUUCAGCCUCCCCAGAGCUCUCGCCCCCCCAACCUUUCUUCCGACCCCGCUCAGAGUUCGAGGAAAUGACCAUCCUGUAUGACAUCUGGAAUGGUGGCAUUGAUGAGGAGGAUAUUCGCUUUCUGUGUGUCACCUAUGAGCGGCUACUGCAGCAGGACAAUGGCAUGGACUGGCUCAAUGACACACUCUGGGUCUAUCAUCCUUCUACCAGCCUCUCUUCAGCUAAGAAAAAGAAGCGGGAUGAUGGCAUCCGUGAGCAUGUGACGGGCUGUGCGCGCAGUGAAGGCUUCUAUACCAUUGACAAGAAGGACAAGCUUAGAUACCUCAACAGCAGCCGCGUCAGCACUGAUGAGCCCCCUGCAGACACCCAGGGCAUGAGCAUCCCGGCCCAGCCCCACGCCUCCACUCGGGCCGGCUCAGAGCGGCGUUCAGAGCAGCGCCGCUUGCUGUCCUCCUUCACUGGCAGCUGUGACAGCGACCUGCUCAAGUUCAACCAGCUCAAGUUCCGGAAGAAAAAGCUCAAAUUCUGCAAGAGCCACAUUCACGACUGGGGCCUGUUUGCCAUGGAGCCCAUUGCAGCUGAUGAGAUGGUCAUAGAAUAUGUAGGCCAGAACAUCCGCCAGGUGAUCGCGGACAUGCGGGAGAAACGUUAUGAGGACGAGGGCAUCGGUAGCAGCUACAUGUUCCGGGUAGACCAUGACACCAUCAUUGAUGCCACCAAGUGCGGCAACUUCGCUCGCUUCAUUAACCACAGCUGCAAUCCCAACUGCUAUGCCAAGGUGAUCACAGUGGAGUCACAGAAGAAGAUUGUCAUCUACUCGAAGCAGCACAUCAAUGUGAACGAGGAGAUCACCUAUGACUACAAGUUCCCCAUUGAAGACGUGAAGAUCCCCUGCCUCUGCGGCUCAGAGAACUGCCGGGGGACCCUCAACUAGACCCCAAUGCCAAAAUCAAUGGACAUCAGCUGCCGCCCGGGGCCCGGCCCCACCUCCCACCCCCAUUUCAGGUGCUGUCCUCUGCCCAGCGGCCAUGUCAGGGCCUGGCGCCCCCCAACACUACCCCCAGGACUCCCGCAGCUCCAGCUCCCAGUGGGAAAGGGCUUCUCUGUCAUUCAGCCCAUGUCUCUUUCAUUUUUUAAAAAAUGCUCCUUUCAGGAUUUUUGUUUAACUCCAACGUAAACUUCUCUCUUUCUGUCUCUCUCCACCUCUUCCUAUCUCUUUUUUUUAUCUUUCUCUGUCUUUUUCUCUUUCCUCAGCCUCUUCCCGUAAAUGCUGCUACAUUGUUUUGUCCUCUCUUUAUUUUCUUCCUCAUCAUAAAAAGACAUUUUAACCGUUGAAAUGUGAAGGCAAAGUCAGAAAGGGGACCCUGCUGGGGGCUGCAGAGGCCUCGGUGUGACUAUUCAUAUCUGCCCAUGUUCUUGGAACCUGCCCGGCUCAGGCACUGGGCCUGGUGGUGCAGGGAGGAGUGAAGGUGCUAGGCCACUGGCCUUGACCUUGGAACACUACAUACCGGAAGGCCCCCCUCUCUGUCUGUGGAUGCAGUGAGGAGACCCUACACCUCCCCCUACCUGCCUCACAGCCAGUCCCUUCCCCAGCAGCCUGGGGGCGCCAUUUAUCCGGGCAGACCCUGGUGGAGCCAAGCUGGGCCCAGGCAGGAAUUUCCAAUCUGGGCCAUCCCUGCCACCCCAUACCCCUCCACCCCCAAAACCUUGGGUUCAAUGUUUACUUUUUCAUUCGGAUGCCAGCAAUGAGGGAGCCUCCCAGAGGCCCCAGUGUGGGAAGGGGACGCUGGGAAAGGUCACCCCUCUCUCUUCUGCCCUUGCCUUUACCCUGGGCGCAAGGGAGGCUCCCAGGGUAGGCGGGUCCCCCAGUCCCACCAUUACGGGUUGUCUGACCAUCUGCAUGUGGCAUUUGUUUGUUUAUAAGCUUCACCCGCUCACCCCCAGCUCACAGCCCACCUCCUCCUGCCAGCAGCCCCUCACUGCAAGAAGACCAGAGCAUAUUUAUUUUCAGAGUGAGCAGGAUAUUUCUCCCAGAGAAAGGAAAAUCUUGGAAAAGAUUUUAAAAAUCAAAUUGAAGUCUUUGACAGUUUUUUUUUUUUUCCUUUUAACCCUUUUAGCAACUUCCCAUUAUCCUCUUCAGGUUUAUUUCCAUGGAUUUUCUUUCCUUGUGUGUGUGUAAAAUCAAAACAAAGGGGGAAAACAGGUUUUUGAAGUUCAGAACCAACUUCUGUAUAUAGGCUGCCAUAAAGGACUUUUUCUUGGGAACAUUGUUUCUUGUAGAAACACGUGGGAAGACUUUUUUGCUCAUUUCUUUGUACUUAAAAAAAAAAAAAAAAAAGACACAAAAGCGCAUCCCCCUGUACCCUAGGAAGCAGAGCAGGUGUGUAAAUAAUUUCUGGAAAGUGACUGUUGUGACCAGGAGUCCUCACCAAGAUGAGAGCGCUCCAGGCAGACGCAGGCGGCUGGAGCCUCUGGUAUCUCAGCUUGUGUCAAGCUUGUUAUCAUGUAAAUUCUGUACAAAGAAUUGUUAUUUUUCUCUUUUUUGUCGUUGGUGGUUUUGUUGUGUUUUGUUUGUUUUCUUUUUUUAAUUUCUUCACCCUAGGCCCUCUCUAUUAAAGACUGUGCCCACUGAUUUCAAGGUUGAGGAAAUCGGUGGCAUUAAGGCACAGAGGGGGUACCUGGGCACAGCAGCGACCUUCUCUUCUGUUUGCAGUUUUCUGCCUAAUUGUGCAACUGAGGAAAUAUUUAUUUUUCACAUGCAGAAACAUGUAGUCUGUAGGGAUGGCUGAUUUAAGUUACUCGUGCAGCCCCCAAGGGGCUGUCUUUAUCUGAUCCCCAUCCCCCCAUAAAAGUGGGGGGAUGUGAGGAAAGCAAGGGAGUGGCCCAGGCUUACACCUCCCCUGGCCUCACCUUGCCCACCCCCAGUGCCCAGUUCUGACCUUGGCCAGCCUUUACCAAGCGUGAGGGACUGGACCUGCCCAUUCCCUGGGACCCCCCUCCCCCCAAAUGGUUUGCAUUAAUCCAGAAAUGUGUUGGCUCAUUUUUCUUUCAACUCCUUCAUUUUCAUUGAACAGAUCUCUGCUUUUGAAGAGUCUGGGGUCUCUGCUACUUUUUUGUUCCUUUUCUCCCCCCUCCCCAAAGAAGAGAACCAAUAAAUUUUAGGGAUGUUUGUGCAUAUAGACUCUGUCAUCUGUAUGUAACUUGUUUUGAAGAGAAGUGUUUCUGUUGCGAGUGUGUCUUGCUGUAAAUAUUUGUUCAUAUUUUUGUGAAUUCAAUACUAUGUACCAUUGUAUUAUAGUAACUUUUAUAAAGCAAACCAUAAAUAUACUGACUUUUCUUACAGA